CAACAUUAUGAUGAAUUUAAGAGCUAAAAAUACUUGAUUCCAUACACACACAUCAUAAUAGGCUGUCCGCAAAUAAAUAAUAAAUUAAUAAUAUCAAAUAAGUAUAUCCCGAGAAAAACGCAGAAAAUACUCUCUCUCUCUCACUCCCACUCUCAGUCACACAGACACAGACACAGACACAGUAAGCAGCGGGGAGCGAGGAGCGAGGAGCGAAGGAGCUUUGUGUUAGAGCACGAAAAACGGCGGCGUUCAACGCCGUCGUCACCAAGAUACCUAUAAAUACUCCUCUUUUCCAACGCCCCACGUUUCCCUUUCCCCAACCGGAUUUCAUUCUGCCCAACAUUCCUUGGAAUCAGAGACCUCUCUCUCUCUCUUUAGAAUUAACUCCAGUCUUUUUAUACUUCUUGCUUCAUGCGGCGGCAAUGGAUCCGCCAAUAGGGUUGUAGCAUCUGAAUAAUUUCUUCAAAAAAACCGGACAUUUUGUUUAUUGUUUUGCCAUUUUUGUUUAAUUUAAGAAAAAAUGAAGCAAAAGGGAGAGGCUAUUCGUUCGCGGAGGCUGCUGAACUACGCGUUAAUGGGGUUAUUAGUGUUUCUGGGAUUGGUUUGCCUGUACUACGGCUCAAGGUCUUCCGGUGGUCUGCCACGCGGCGACGACUCAUUCGACGACGCCGGCGUCGAUCCCGUCACCGGGAGAUUUGUGGUGAAGAAGGAUUUCGAUGAAUUGUUUGACGAUGAAGAGCGCAAUCCCGAGGUCCCGACGAGCAUUCCGGUUUGUGAUUUGAGAUACUCGGAGCUGAUUCCGUGUUUGGAUAGGAAUUUGAUCUACCAACUGAGGCUGAAGGUUAAUAUGAGCUUGAUGGAGCACUACGAGAGGCAUUGUCCGCCGCCGGAGCGCCGCUUCAAUUGCCGGAUUCCUCCGCCUGUUGGCUACAAGAUCCCAAUUAGAUGGCCCAUGAGUAGGGAUCAUGUUUGGAAGGCCAACAUACCCCACACACAUCUUGCAAAAGAAAAAUCGGACCAGAAUUGGAUGGUCGUGGAUGGGGAGAAGAUCAAGUUCCCUGGUGGAGGAACUCAUUUUCAUUAUGGAGCAGACAAAUACAUCGCGGCUAUUGCAGGGAUGCUGAAGUUUCCUGGUGAAAGGCUCGAUAAUGGUGGCCAUAUCCGGAAUGUUCUUGAUGUGGGAUGUGGGGUUGCGAGUUUUGGCGCAUAUCUCCUCCCAUUGAACAUCAUAGCCAUGUCCCUAGCUCCUAAUGAUGUUCACGAGAAUCAAAUACAGUUCGCGCUGGAGAGGGGCAUUCCUGCAACUUUAGGUGUUUUGGGCACCAAAAGACUACCUUACCCUAGUAGGUCCUUUGAGUUGGCUCAUUGCUCCCGUUGCCGGAUAGAUUGGCUCCAGAGGGACGGCAUGCUUUUGUUGGAAUUGGACAGAUUGCUGAGGCCGGGAGGCUAUUUUGUCUACUCCUCGCCAGAAGCUUAUGCGCAUGAUGUGGAGAAUCGAAGAAUUUGGAAUUCUAUGCAUGACCUUCUGGGAAGAAUGUGUUGGAGAGUUGUUGCAAGGAAAGAUCAAACGGUGAUAUGGGCUAAGCCUCCAAGUAAUAAUUGCUAUACGAGAAGAACUCGUGGAACUCUCCCACAACUGUGUAGUUCGAAUGAUGAUCCAGAUGCAGCAUGGAAUGUGCCCAUGAAGGCAUGCAUCACUCCCUAUUCAGCAAAAAUGCAUCAAACGAAGGGAACUUUUCUAGAACCUUGGCCUUGGAGGCUUACAUCUGCAUCGCCACGAUUGGAAGAAAUCGGUAUAAGUGCUGAGGCAUUUCGGAAAGAUACAGAUGUGUGGCAUAACAGAGUAACUGAGUAUUGGAAACAGAUGAAAUCUGUCAUGCAGCGGAACUCAAUAAGAAAUGUCAUGGACAUGAACUCGAACCUCGGAGGUUUUGCUGCAGCUCUUAAAGACAAGGAAGUUUGGGUCAUGAAUGUUGCUCCAGUAAACGCGUCAGCCAAGUUGAAGAUAAUCUAUGAUCGAGGCUUGAUUGGAUCAGUUCAUGACUGGUGUGAGUCAUUUUCAACUUAUCCGCGCACCUACGACUUGCUUCACGCCUGGUCCAUCUUCUCAGAGAUUCAGGAGAGGGGUUGCAGCUCCGAGGAUUUGUUGAUCGAAAUGGACCGGAUGCUAAGGCCCGAUGGCUUCAUCAUCAUCAGGGACAAACCUUCAGUGAUAAAUCAUGUGCAUAAAUUCUUGGCUUCUUUGAAGUGGGACAGAUGGUCCUCGGAGGUCGAGCCUAGCAGCGACACUCUCUCCACGAGUGAGGAACGCGUUCUGAUAGCAAGAAAACAACUGUGGGAGGAGACUCAGAAGGUGUAAAUUUCACCCUAUCAGCGCUGUAAAUUCCUUGCUUUCAGAGAUCUCUGUUUCACUGACUCCAUGGCGAAAAAGUAAAUGCCUUUUGUAAUGAAAUGUUUAGAUCAUCCAAGUCUGUUGAAGGCCUGAUUUACAUUUGUCUUGCUAUGAACUUAACAUACGCAGAUACAGUUUUCUUCCUAUAUUCUGUUUGGGGCGGUGGGGGCAUUGGAGCGGUAAAACGAGAAUAGCCCAACUCUAAAAGGGUUGAGUUAUAAAUUUUGUAAGGUCUAUCUAGUUGACAUCUUGUUUUAACCUUUCAUUAACCUAAUAAUAUAACAUCUCUCUCUCUCUCUCU
This is a messenger RNA of Salvia miltiorrhiza (redroot sage), 2693 nucleotides long. Its product is annotated as probable methyltransferase PMT9. Lineage: Eukaryota; Viridiplantae; Streptophyta; Magnoliopsida; Lamiales; Lamiaceae. The transcript has 7 exons. Gene Ontology annotation, molecular function: methyltransferase activity. Bases 521 to 2359 code for a protein of 612 amino acids. The record is from RefSeq and is a predicted model, not a curated record. Gene Ontology annotation, cellular component: trans-Golgi network; endosome; cytoplasm.